AAUAUGGACAGAAACUGGCUGGGACAUAAAAAAAAGAAAGGAUGCUGUCUUUUCCAGGACACGCCCUGCAGCUGGAAAGUGCUUUCUCCAUCGCGCAUUCUUCUCCUGUCCAGCUCAUUGCAGAAUGUUUUCCUGCGUUAAAUGCCAUUUAAUAACUGGAAAAACUUAACGCAAAGAUAAGCUAUUGUUUUCCCCAAGCUUCCUUAAAGCUGUUGAACCGGGACUGCUUCUCCUACUAUUCAAUCUCAGCAAAGGAAAAGAGGCUCUACCUACCGGGCAUGUCUGCUAGAGUGUCUCAUACCCAGGACACACACCACCACUCCAGCGAGAAGCCCCUGAUUCAGUGCUACAAGUGCGGGGAGCCAUGUAAGGGCGAGGUCCUCCGGGUGCAGAACAAACACUUUCACCUGAAGUGUUUCACCUGUAAAGUGUGCGGCUGUGACCUCGCCCAGGGGGGCUUCUUCAUGAAGAAUGGGGAAUAUCUGUGCAUGCUCGACUACCAACGCAUGCACGGCACCCGCUGCAACGGGUGCGGGGACUUUGUCGAGGGAGAAGUCGUCACCGCCCUGGGCAAAACUUACCAUCCUUCCUGCUUCGUCUGCACCAUCUGCAAACGACCGUUCCCGGCCGGAGACAGGGUGACCUUCAACGGGAAGGACUGCCUGUGUCAGUACUGCGUCGAGCCCAUGUCUCCUGGACCUAAGGACAUCCUGGGCUCCAGCAAUUGCUCAGGAUGUGGCCGCGACAUCAAGAACGGUCAGGCUCUUCUGGCGCUGGACAGACAGUGGCAUCUGGGCUGCUUUAAGUGUAAGGCCUGUGGCAAAGUGCUGACCGGGGAGUACAUCAGCAAGGAUGGCGCCCCCUACUGCGAGAAGGACUACCAGAUCCAUUUUGGAGUUCAGUGUGAGGCGUGUCAUCAGUUCAUCACGGGGAAGGUGUUAGAGGCAGGAGAUAAACACUACCACCCCAGCUGUGCGAGAUGCAGCAGGUGCAAUCAGAUGUUCACAGAGGGAGAAGAGAUGUAUCUGCAAGGCUCAACAGUGUGGCAUCCUGGGUGCAAGAACACCACCAGAACAGAGGAGAGACACAGAGAACGGCCUACGAGGUCGUCGUCUGAGAGCAUUUGUUCCAGACCUGGUUCAAGCAUACCUGGCUCACCGGGUCACACCAUCUAUGCAAAAGUAGACAAUGAGAUCCUUGAUUACAGAGACCUAGCUGCCAUUCCAAAAGUCAAAGCCAUUUAUGACAUUGAGCGCCCCGAUCUUAUCACGUACGAACCUAUGUACACAACCGCCCUGGACGAGAAAGAUGAGAGACGAGAGUGUGUGGGAGAGCUCCACUCUGCUAGACGGGAGCGUUCCCCGAUGCCCGAUGAUAAGUCGUCAAGAAACAUGUCGCCAACCCCAUCAGCUGAGAGUUUUUACGACAGGAGGGACCGCAUUCUCCAAAGAUCCACCAGUCAAGGCUCCAUAGGGUCCCCGGUGUAUAAUCGCCAUGGUUACACUCCCACCCUAUCACGAUCACCGCAGCAUUUUCACAGACCUGAAGCUCUGACAGGCAUGCAGAAGCUCUGCUCCUCCCUGUGCAGUAACAGUGUGGGUUCCAGAAAUAGUGACUCUCGUCCCACCUCCCCUUUCAGACACCACUUCCUGCCCCAUAGCCAAGGCCCCGACCCACCGAGUGGCCGGAGUUCCCCCCUGCCGCUCAGGCCCGACAGCCGGCCGGUCACCCCGCCUCUCUCUCAGACCCCUAAACAUUUCCACGUCCCAGAUCAGGGGAUCAACAUCUACAGAAAACCACCCAUCUACAAACUUCACGGUUCAGAAGGGAGGAGGCGGUCUAGAGAAGAGGAGGAGGAAGAGGCUUUGAAAAGAAAGCAACUUCAGGAAGAGCAUCUCAGUAAGAUUCAGUCUGGUCUGGGAAAACUCAUUCUGAAGGAGGAGAUGGAGAAAGAGCAGAUUAGGGAGCGGCAUGCUCGCAGCCUCUCUGCUCAGCGCUACGAUCCCAAAAUGAACAACUGUGACGCAGAUCCAACGUCUCCAACCAAGACCAACUCUCUGCCUGGUUAUGGACGGAACGGUCUGCAUCGGCCUCAGUCUACAGAUUUCACCCAGUACAACAGCUAUGGAGACAUGUGUGGUGGAGGAAGAGAGUUUCAGCACAUUAAGGAUGGCCGUGCAGCACUUGCAAGGAUGGACAGGGGAGUAUCUAUGCCUAAUAUGUUGGAACCAAAAGUGUAUCCCUAUGAAAUGCUCAUGAUAACCAGUAGAGGGAGAGCUAAACUGCCAAGGGAUGUGGACAGAACCAGACUGGAGCGUCACUUAGCACCCGAAACGUUCUUUGAGAUCUUUGGAAUGGAGAUCCAGGAGUUUGACAGGCUUCCCCUGUGGAAACGCAACGACAUGAAAAAGAAGGCCAAGCUCUUUUAGUUUUUUUAUUUUUUCUAAUUUAUAGCAUGCAUUAUUCUGUACAUACAAUCAGAUAGCACACAGUUGUAAUCUAGAUGUAGGUUCUGGGUUAUUUCCUUUUCUUUUUUUCUUUUUUUUUGCUUAUGUCGUCUGGAUAUACCUGGGGAUUCCAAGAAAUGGACUGAUGUUGCGAUGAUGGACUUCAAUAAUGAAUGGAAAAUUCUUCCAUGUUCAAAAAUGACAAAGAAUGAUGAGAAGGGUCAAGUUUUAUUUGCUUUGACUGCACUUAUUUUACCUCCUGCUUUGCUUUAAGUGAAAAUCCUUCCUUUACUUUACUGCUUGUUUCUCCCUAUUUGUUGCUGUUGAUUCCCGUGGAACUUUGUAAUUACAGUAGACCAUCAUGGCACAGUCACAAAAAUGCCCAUGCCUGUAGCUCAAAAGUGUGUCAACUUUUUGUUUUGCUUGGGCUGAAACAGUUUUAGCCCAAAGGUUUCAAGAAUCGGCUCAGUGAGUCUUUUAAGAUACAAUACGAUGAGAAAAGCCUGUGGGAACACGGUGAGCACAUCCGCCAACUGUUUGACUGGAUCUACGUGGAAAUGAAUCCUCCAAUAGCCGGCAUAUCACCAGUCUUCUUCCCCGUGGCUUUCAUGCACACAAAUUGUUCAUCUGAAUGGACAAAAAAAUGUCUCUUUUCUCAGGCUCUCAUAAACAAAGUUAUACACCUUACCUUUACUUAUAUUGGAAGUAAGAAUCUUAUAUUUUAAGGCUGUUUCCAACAUAUAGUUACAUUCAAAUAGAUACGACCCCCUAUUUCAAGAAACGACUGUAUUUGAAAGUAUUGUUUUAUAAAUGAAAAAAAAAACACACUGCCAUUUGUUGUAUUGAAAUCUAAGCCAAUAAAGAUUUAAAUUGCCAUGAACCAUGAAUACUGAUCCUCUGCCAUCCCAAAGUUACCCUCAGCUUCUUUUCUAAUAUUUUGAUGUGGACAUUUGGGGAUGUUAGCACAGGGUGGGAAAUUAUCUUAGGACUGAAAUACAAACCUAAAAUCUUCAUCAGAAGUCUUCAUUUCAUUCAUUUAAUUUUACAGCAUUAUUCAUUUAAUAAUGCUGUAAAAUGCUCAUACUACUGUUGCCUGUUGCAAUUUUCCAGAAAGUUUUCUCAACUGAAAAAUAUUCAGUUGAAUCAGGACAGGCUAUGACUUCACUUAUUUUGAUUUUUUAAAUUCUAAAUAAAAAAUACUUAAAAUAUUUAUAUAAGAAAAGUUCCCAUCCAAAAGAAUGGUAAUCUUUAAGCUGCCACAUGAAUAGCAGCUGGAAAACAUGAUUAAAUGUAAAUUAAGCACAAGUUGUGAAAUAGCAACUCUUGUCAGGUCUUGAGGUAUUUGUGUUACUUUGAAUUCACUCCCAGUUUGAAUACUGGGAGUGUGUUGGGUUCAAAUGUUUUGAAUUCACAGUGUUCAGCUGAUUCAGGAUGUCACUUUUACCAUGGUGUCACCUUUUCGGGGAUUUUUAAAUUUAAUGUUCAAGUGACCAUCUGGUAAUGACAUUUUCAUGAUCUUUAAGAGCACUUAAGCAGGAAGAUAGUUCUUAAAUUAAUUGGAUAAUUGAAAAGUAGCUCAUGCCGUUAGUUUUUCGAUUUCAGUUUCAAGCAUUCAAAAUGCUGAAGUGAGCGAAUAUUUAUUAGUGCAGACAGAGUAUUUGCAUAGAUUUUUAUAAAAUUAAGCAAUGAUACAUUUGGAUGCCAAUGAGUGUGAUGCCAUUUACCCUACAAAACAACAUGAAAUUCAAAAUAUGUAAAAAAAACAAAAACAAAAAAAAACUAAAGGGCAACUGACUCCAGCUGCAUCAGCUGGUUUCGACUUGGUACUGGUACUUGACAAUGUGGUAAUGUUUUUGGAUGAUAAAAACUACAGGGAACCUAAACUGCCUUUAAAAAAAGAUGUGGGGAUGUCCUUCAAGUCCUCCCCCAAAUUACUUCUGUGAUUGUUUACCAAAAGCAGUGUAUCAUUCCAAACUAUUGAAAAGCAAUACAGAUAUGUUAUACUGCUCAGGGUAUUGCAUUCCUUUCAGAAACUGAUGCCGAUUCUUCAGAUCUGAACUUGAUGAAUCAGCAGGUUCAGAUCGUAAGUCUGCUCUGACUUCUGCUUCUUCAGCAGUUUUCAGCUGACCUGUUGAAGUCCCACCAGUCAUGCAAUACAUGCUAAUUUUGCAAGUCCAUAGUUGUACCAAAAAUAUUUGCAAUGAGUGCUGAAAACAUUACACUACAGAAGGCUCCAGUCUAUGAUUUACUGCGUUGUGGUGAAGGGAAACAUCCACAACUACGCUCUUUUAUGGUUUUCCCUUACUUUAUCUCAGAAAACUAUGUCCUCAAACUCUUUUUCCUUAAUCAAUCAGGGGUUUCAUCCUUUGAGUUUGCAUUUCAGUCUAUGAGGUUUCAUACCUUCUGCAAUAUUUUUCCCUUUUCUUCUGUAAAAACAAAAUCUGAAAUUCCACACCUAUACCUUAUAAUUUCCUUUGUAUUUAAUUGUUUUGUUUUCUACAACUCAUACCCAGAUUUUCUGUUCUGCAGUUCUCCAUUUUAGUCCUGUUUGAUCUUGUUUUCUUUGACCCAUUAGAUGAUUGUGUGUGUUUUGCUGUGAACAUCUCAACUCUGCCUGGACUUUAGCUUCUUCCCAGGUUGUUUGUGAUUUGGACCCAAAUUGAAUCCAAAUAGUUAGGAAAAAACCUAGAAAUGAGCACUUGGGAUCUCUGCAGGGGCAGUAAGGUUUUAAAAAGAGAGAAAAAACUGAAUUAAAAUUAAAACAUGAAACCUGCACAAUAACCACUAAGAUGUCCAUGACAAUUCUAGAUUGUGAUUUAUUUAUUCUCAAAUUGAGAGUAGAAUUUCACAUCUUGGUCUAUUCUCAGCAACUUUCUUCUGCAGUGUUCAACUCCAUCUUUGUAGAAUAAAGACAUUUUCACCACUGCU
Molecule: messenger RNA, 5375 nt
Organism: Xiphophorus couchianus (Monterrey platyfish)
Lineage: Eukaryota; Metazoa; Chordata; Actinopteri; Cyprinodontiformes; Poeciliidae
Gene: ablim1a
Product: actin binding LIM protein 1a
Exons: 24
Coding region: 279-2429 (716 amino acids)
Biological process (GO): cilium assembly; lamellipodium assembly; cytoskeleton organization
Cellular component (GO): stress fiber; actin cytoskeleton
Molecular function (GO): actin filament binding
Source: RefSeq, a predicted model, not a curated record